Boeremia exigua is the source of this 398-nucleotide messenger RNA. RefSeq lists its product as uncharacterized. The record is from RefSeq and is a predicted model, not a curated record. The annotation marks the transcript as partial. NCBI's taxonomy places the organism in Eukaryota, Fungi, Ascomycota, Dothideomycetes, Pleosporales, Didymellaceae. The transcript has 2 exons.
CACCGUUCACAUCUGCUUCACGUUCUCUAUGUAUUCGUACUCACAGUCCCUUUCUCUCGAUUUGGAAGGAACAUUGGCUCGCCGUUCUCAUACGAGAGCCAUCAGACCAACAACCUAUCGACAAUCAAUCCUCAGGUGAAGGCCACAAAAUCACGUCCAAGCGCGUCGCAGUCGAUCUCUGCAGUGAAACGUCGUACGAUAGCCGCUUCUUUGUUUGUUUCCCACCCCAGCCCGCGCCGCACUUGUCUCAGAUACCGGUUUGCUCUCAACGCACCUUCCUUCUCUGCACCCCACCACCAACUUCCUCCUCUCCAGCAACAAACCCCCUCAAGCACACACACCACCCACCUCCAACCUCACCACCACCAUGACGAUCCUCAGCCUCCUGCACGCCCUCA